AUGAACUCACCGAACAGAUACUCCGGGGCUGUCGACAGGAUCAGUGGAGAAUUCGCCCCAGUGGGUGUUCGGGAGUUUCAACAUUAUGGUGCUGCAUCCCUGGCCAGUGCAAAAGCGCCAACUGGAACUGUGAUCCGUUUCAUUCUUGGAUCCACCUGCAAAUUUGAGAGCAUUGGGUUUGUGUGUGUGUGUGUGUGCACUCAGAUCAAGGUUAUGUACAGUGGAAGUGCUGCCGAAGAGAGCCAUGGACAGAAAUUAGUGGGAAGGGAACUGUGCAUUCCUAUCACAUUCUGUGUGGAGCCGGCUGUGAGGGUGGUUUCAGUGUCAUUAGUGGAGCAGUAUGUCCCUGCUGCUGUUGACAGAGGGGGCCCAGCUGGUCGCCACUACGACCCCACAUAUUCAGGAGAGGAGGCUGCCAGUGGCGGGAGUGUAGGCACACUCAAGGCUGGCAUGUCAUCUCUGGAGUCCAUCACUGGGCCACCAGUUUUGCUGCAGCAAAGGUCUGGUGUGUCAGAGGUAUCUGCAGGCAAGGAGGACACGUCCCAGGGAUGGCCACCCACUGAUGGUGACCUACCUCCCAGUGCACAAAGCAGCAUGAGCACAGGGGAAAAGCGUGUGGAAAAGCAACUCCUCAUCGCUGAACUUCAGCCGCAGUGUGUUCUGCAGUUGGAGGUUUCCAACAGGGGCGAUCGGGCAUUUGAUGUUUGUCUCGGAAAAUCGCAACAGGAAAGAACUGAAGGGGACAAGGACAAGGCUUUGAUGUCACCUUUGUCGGUCGGGCCGAGCCAGUCAGUCCGAUUGCAACACACUCUGCCUUCCUUCCCAGCAGAACUUCUUGCAAGCUUCUCUGGCCAAGAGCAGAAGCAGGCUCCCCCCCCUGGACGUGGACCUCCACAGACAGUGAACCAACCAGUGGCUGACUGGAUUUGCUCCACUGUCGCAGUGCUGUGGUCUGCAGCAACAGCACUGCCAACUUCAGAUGAACCAGAGGUAGAGACAAAGACGCCGGCUAGUGGCCAAACUGAUACAGCUGAGUUCGCGGACCUGACCCCACUGGGCGAGCUUAAUGGACUGCUUCCACUGCGUGUGGAUUCUGUGCUGCGUGCCCUCACAACUCAAGUGCUGGCUUUGAUUGCCGAAUGCUCUGUGUUCCUCUACAUCUGCCCAUCGGCAGGGCGGUCUCCUUUGAGGUUUGCAGACCUGCGGAAAGUGGUGCCAAACGAAGGGCUGAUGACAUGGAGGGGAGCCACACCUCUGGAGCUGUUUCCUGGUUGGGGCCGUUCACCAGCUGUGGACACACGAGAGAGUGCUGAUGGGGAGGAAAUGAACCUAGAAGUAGACAUAGAUCAGGCCGCUGAUGUUGACUUGGGGCCAACAGGGCCGAAUGGGGAGGUGUGGGGAACACAGGUUGGAAUGGGGGAGCUGUUGGACUGUGACAUCGUUGUUGCCAAUCGAAGCAGCAGGACCCGACAAUUGGUGGUAUCUGUUUGUUGUGAUUGCCUAUGGAUGUUGGGGGAAACGCAGGGGCCAGUUGCUUUUGGAACAGCCAGUGAGCUUGUGCACCCAGGUGUCGUUUUGGUGGGAAGAAUGAGGAAGGUGCCAGUGGAGGUGCCUGCCAACACAAGGGUCGUUCACAGGUUUUCUGUGUGCUGUGCAUGCCCUGGCGUGUACCAACUGUAUGCAGUGGACGAAGAACCCCAAGACUACCCCGGGUCGGAAUCAGGGCGAACAGUCAGCGUGGAUGACUUUAUUGGCUCGGUACAGGGCUUCAGACUCAAUGUGCUCUGCAUGGAUCCUGGAUUGGAGAGAUAG
Molecule: messenger RNA, 1812 nt
Organism: Ostreobium quekettii
Lineage: Eukaryota; Viridiplantae; Chlorophyta; Ulvophyceae; Bryopsidales; Ostreobiaceae
Source: the annotation of a GenBank genome assembly